AUGGAGAGCGAGCACGGCAAAAUCUCCGUUCGAGCAUGGAGAGCGAGCACGGUGAAAUCUCCGUCCAAGCAGCAAGAGUUAAGGGGAAAUAACCAGCUUACUGCAUCGUCCUCCAGUGCUGUGUGUCGCCAUGUUGGUGGGGCAGGAGGGGGCGACACGAUAGCAUGUUUGCAGAAGCACGUGGAGGAUGAGGACAUGGGCGAGCAGUGCAAGACGGAGGUCAAGAAGGACGAGGAGCGCAGCGCUCACGACUUCCGCCUGAACUACAAGGCUGAAUCGUGCGUGUUUCAGCGGCGUGCAGCGCCUCUGCAUGCACGAGUGCUGCAGUGCCUGGCGGCCCCUUCACCACCACUGCCGCCCAAGAACGACUCCCUCACCACCGCUGGUGGCUCCUCGGGCGGCCACGGUGGCCGCGUGCUGCAGUGCCUGGCAUACUUUGAGCGGCGCGAGGUGGGCGAUGUGAUGCUGGACGUGCCGCUGCAGCGCGUGUGUGUGGACGACAUCGGAGCGCUGUGCGAGCUGCAGCGAGCUGCAUGCCUUCUGCCGCGGCGUGCCGCCCAGCGAGGGCAAGGCCUUCCGCUGCCUGUAGACCAGCCUGGGCCAGGUGAGGCCAUGGGACUGCAACAGGGAAGCAUGGGGGUGGCGUGUCGCUCUGAGGUGGCGCUGCAGACGGUGCGCGAGUCGCAUUUCUACCUCGCUGACGUGGCGCUGGCGCUGCAGUGCCAGGUGGACAUUGCCAAGUCGUGUGGCACGGCGGCCAACAGCACGGCGGACGGCGACCUCGCUUGUCCACACAUGAGGAAAGGAGAUAGGGGGCGAAAGCAGAGGAGAGCGGGCAUGAAAGAGAAACCUGUGUGUGGUGUGGGGGACGCGCGACGAGGGGGACGCGAAAGGAGAGGAGAUCCUGCAUGA
Messenger RNA from Closterium sp. NIES-65, 912 nucleotides. NCBI's taxonomy places the organism in Eukaryota, Viridiplantae, Streptophyta, Zygnematophyceae, Desmidiales, Closteriaceae. The record is from the annotation of a GenBank genome assembly.